Centruroides sculpturatus (bark scorpion) is the source of this 3788-nucleotide messenger RNA. Its product is annotated as erythroid differentiation-related factor 1-like. Gene Ontology annotation, biological process: positive regulation of DNA-templated transcription. The transcript has 20 exons. The coding region runs from base 112 to 3567 and encodes 1151 amino acids. The record is from RefSeq and is a predicted model, not a curated record. Lineage: Eukaryota; Metazoa; Arthropoda; Arachnida; Scorpiones; Buthidae.
AUAUUAUAGGAAAGCAUCACUACACAUUCCGAGGACAUAUCAGAAAUAUGUGUAGAUGUGAAAUCAACGGCAGUAGUAAAAUGCUCAGCUGUAGAUUCACCCGCUCGUUAUAUGGAAUUGAGCAGCAAUACUGAUCUGAAUCAACCACCAUCAAAUUGGCUUAGAAGCCAGGCUAAAUGGAAGGGACGAUGGGGACGUUGGGCUUACCCAAGAAGCCAUUCUACAACAUUUUCCAGUUUUCAUCUAGCGCAUAAUUUUCCAGACUGUGUAGGAGAAGUAGAUGUUAUAUCAGAUUCAGAGAAUAUCAAAAAAUUAUUGAAGAUUCCAUAUAGUAAGUCACAUAUCAGCAUGAUGGUUCAUUGCAUUGGUAAAACAUUAUUAUUAGAUGAAUUCGAUGUUCAUAGUCAUCUACUCAGAGCUCAGAAACAAUGGGAAUGGUUGAAAAAAUUUUUUAAGGAGCAUAUUCUCCAAACAUUGGAAGAAGAGGAAAAAUGUAUGCUUCGUAAAAAUAAAAGUAGAGAUUAUUUGCAAAAUAAGAAUAUGUUUUCAAAAUUCCUAUAUUAUAGUAUUGCCGAAGGUUCUUCUGAAGAAGAAAGUGAAUCGACAAAACCGGAAAAAUCUUCCGAAGAUACAGCCAAACCGAGUAACUUGAAAUCAUCAAGAGAGACGACUAGCCCAAUUGCUCCCUUUACUGAUUAUACUGUAAAUAUUCCUGAUCCAAUAAAAGAAGUUGAGGAUGAGGUUCAAGAUAGUGGUCAGGAGUUUUUAAGAAAUGUUUUAUGGACGUUUGAAGAUAUACGUAUGCUGAUUGGAUCGGAUAUGCCUAUAUUUGGAGGUGGAACACAUCCUGCAGUUAGUUUAAAAUUAAGGGAUAUGAAAAAACCAAUUAAUGUGUUAACAGGACUGGAUUAUUGGCUAGACAAUUUGAUGUGUAAUGUUCCAGAAGUUGUGAUGUGCUAUCAUCUUAAUGGCAUUGUACAGAAAUACGAAUUUAUCAAAACCAGGGAUAUUCCAUACAUCAAAAAUUCGCAGUUUUCACCAAAUGUCGUUAAAGAUAUUGCUCAAAAUAUUCUUUCGUUUUUGAAGUCAAAUGCUACAAAAAGUGGACACACAUAUUGGCUUUUUAAAGGAAAGAAUGAUGAUGUAGUGAAGCUUUAUGAUUUGACUACACUUUGUUCUGAAGUGAUAGAUGAUAAAGAACAAAAUCCAUUUACUUUGCCAGUUGCUAUGUUGUUAUACAAAGUGGCCAGAAACAUGAUGAAGUCUGUAGAUGCAUUUCAAAAUCAAAAAACUAUUUAUAAACUGCUAAAAAAUUGCUUGGUUUUAUUAGACGAAAAGAAACAUCCAAAGGUAGUUACGUCAAUUCAUUAUCUCCUCUCUGAUAUAUACGUUCCAAGCAACAUUGAUUUAGCUACAAUUCACAAUUUUGCAUUUGAAGAAAGUGAAAGUAGUGACGACAUCAGCGAUGGCAGUAUGGAGGAUGAAGAUGACUUGGAGAGUGAUAGUAAUGAUAACAUCAUGUCAGUUGACGUUCAGGCCCUGUGUGUUCCACAUAUGCUCAAAAGAGAAGAAUACAAAAAGAAUGAAAAAUCUUCCUUCAGGAUAAGCAAAAAUUGGAAUGACAGAUGUCGCGAUGCGCUAUCGCAUGUGCUAAAAGCUCUUCAAUGCUUGUUGGAAUAUGAUGAAGAAAAAGAAAAUGAAGAUGAAAAUAUUAAGAAACAGAACAGUAGUCAAGAACAAAAAGAAGGUGAAGUGAAAAUUGCAAAUCCAUAUCAGUCCAUUCCUUUGAACUAUUCUCCUCUGCAUACAUUUGAAACAAAUUCGGCAGGAGAUGAUAAAAGUUUGAACGAGGAUUUUCACACAGAAUGCUUUGAAUCUGAUAACAACAAAGCGUCUCAAACUUCUCCCGCCAAUAAAAAUAUUACCUCCGUGCCUAUAAAUUCUGAUUCCUGGACAAAUGGCUGUCAAGUGUUGUUGCUUAGAAAAGCCGUCGAAAUCUAUUGUAGUAUGGUAGAAAUAAGUAAUAAAGUAAAAAAGUAUGGCGAAACUUUAAAAAAUAUAAAAAUGGGUUUAAUAUGUUAUGAAUGUACACAGUUUAUAGUGAUAAAUCAAAAUGCUUCUUGGUCAACCGAACCACUGGCUUAUUUGUUAGAAUUAGCGGGCGACAUUCACUUCAUGAUGGUGCAUAAUGAACAGUACAUAGAUCAACAGUUACAAAAAGAAGAAUUUUACAAUUUAAGCAGCCAAGAUAACGAUAUACUGGAAAUGCUGGAACAUAUCUGUAAAAAGAAGAUAUCGUAUGUAUAUAGUUGGGCAUACAGUUGGCCUGUCGAUUUGGAGAGUAGUUUGAAUUUAAGUUGUAGGUGUUAUGAAACUGCUCAGAAUGUUUUGUGUGAUAAAUCAAAAAAAGAUUUUGAACGUCUUGUGAAACGUCAAGGAAAUAUAUGUAAUGAAUUAGGAGUGUUCUAUAUGAAUCAAGGAACUCGUCUUUGGAAUGAAACAGGUAAACUAAUGGAUAAGAUUUCAGAAUUGUGGAAAAAGAGUCAUUCAUUUCUAGAACGUGGAAUAAAGGCAUUUCAGGACGUAAACGACAUUGCAAACAUUGCAUUACUUUAUUCAAAUACAGGAAGGCUAAUGAGACUUUGGGCGCAUGCACAAGUUCCAACUAAUAACGAUGGAACUCGUAAAGAAUUUUCAUCACAAGAAAGGAAAUAUUAUAAUAAGGCUAUCAGCUACUAUAAUGCAGCAUCUCAAGUUUUAGAUAAUCAUUCUAAAUUUCCUGAGAUAUGGGAUACUGUAAAUUGGGAAUUAUCAACCACUUUAUUCACUAUGGCAAGCUUGUUGCAAGAUUAUGCACCACAUUCUGCAUUUGGACAAGAGGAGAUAGAAAAGGAAGUUAAUGAAUUGAUGCUAAAAGCAUUGAAGCUUUGUGAAUAUAAAGAUGUAGUGGGUCCAAAGCAAGCUAUUUAUCAAUAUCGUACAGCCACUAUUCAUCACAGAUUAGGAUCAUUAUAUCAUAAUUCUUAUAGGAAUCAGAUGUAUAAUGAUUCAAGAUGCAAACAGAUGAGAACAUUAGCUGAUUCACAUUAUGUUAAAGCUUGUACUAUAUUUGGUACUUUGGAUCACUGCAAUGAAUUUCUUAGAGCUGCUAUGGAAAGAAUUGGAUUAUGGGAGCAUCAUUUAAAUGCCCUGACUGGUUUCGGUUCUAAAGUGAAGACCCUUCAGAUCAUUUUGGAAUGCAUGGUUUCUGCUAGACCAGUUUUGAAAUUAAUAAUUAAAAGAAGCGAAACGGACGUAGCCAAGGUAAAUAGUCAGAGUCCGUCUGACGAAAGCGAAGAAGAAAAGAACGAACAAGAUAGAUUACUGUCCUUAUUUGAGCAGCGUCUACAGUUUGUUUUAAAGACAUUAGUGAAAUGUUACAGUAAUAAACCAUCCAAAUUUAAAGACACACUAAAAAUUUGGAAUGAAAUAUACAGUGCCUGUGUACAGUCUUUUAAUGAUAUACCUCAUCAAAGUCAUUUAUAUGAUAUGCUGGAAAAAAUAGAACAUCAUCUUCAGAAUAAUUAAAAAAUUACGAUAAGAAUCUUACAAAGAAAGCAGUUAAAGCCAACAAAUGUCUUCUUGCAUUUUUGUUUUCAUUUAUGAAAAACCAAACUUUGUUCUUCCUGAAGAUUCAAACUGUGUUAAAAAAAAAAAAAAAAUUUUCUUUUUAAAUUGAGGAGACAUCUUAAAAAUUUUUCUGCUUGUAUAUUUUUAUAAGGUGAAACAGUAGCAAAGUAAUGUGAAAU